AUGACUUCUCUUAAACAAGAAACUGGUGAUGAUUUUAUUUCUACUUAUAAAGGAAUAGACAAUUCACCAAUUAACGAUGAAUCCACAGGGAUGCUUGACGAAUAUGAUUUGGAAAAUAUACCAAAUGUUGAUAAUUUUAAAAAUAUUGGAUCCGAAAGCAAUUCAGAUUGUUGA
Funneliformis mosseae is the source of this 174-nucleotide messenger RNA. The record is from the annotation of a GenBank genome assembly. Lineage: Eukaryota; Fungi; Glomeromycota; Glomeromycetes; Glomerales; Glomeraceae.